AUGAAGGCCAUCCGGCGCUCCUUGAAGGGGGAGAAAGAUCCCAAGCAUCAUCAUCACCAUAUCUCCAUCACUCCCAAGUCGGCCAUUGCCAUCCUGCCGCCCAAAAAGCCACCAACUCUCUCUGUCCCUCUCUCUCCCCCUACCGUCCCCAAACAAAAGGGAACACAAAAACGCCCCUCGGUUGCGAUCUCGCACUACCGCCACUAUUCAACUGGACGGUCUCAUACCCACUCUCCCUCCUCCCACUUCUUUUUCCCACCCCUCCGUUAUCAGUGCGCUCCUCCGGUUCCCACUACUCCCCCAAUCCAUGGUUCCUCCCCCCUUUCUGUGCGCUGGAACUUGACAACAACACCAACACUCUCCCUGAAAACAAAGACCAAAGCUGACCCCCGUCGCUGCUUGUGCGCGCACCAGGUCAUCAAAGCGCUUUACGACUACACUCCCGAACCCGGGACCACCCAGGAAUUGGCCUUUAGCAAGGGCGACUUCUUCCACGUUAUUAGUAGGGAGGACGACUCGGACUGGUACGAAGCGUGCAAUCCGCUCAUCCCUAGUGCCCGAGGGCUCGUUCCCGUCUCCUUCUUCGAAGUCAUCGGCAAAAACGAAAGGGAUAGUGGGGGGUCCGUGGAUCUACAUAAAAAGGACCACCACGAUUCUGGCUUUUCCGACCGCAGUCCCACCUCCGAUUCUUCCACCAACACCACCCGACAAGGCGCGUUCAGAAUGUCUGCCCUCGGAAAAGGCCAGGGCGCCAUGGUCUACGGCAUCGUCCAGUAUGAUUUCCAGGCCGAGCGACCUGAUGAAUUGGAUGCGCGCGCUGGCGAGGCCAUCAUCGUCAUCGCCCAGUCGAACCCGGAGUGGUUUGUGGCCAAGCCCAUCGGUCGUCUCGGCGGCCCAGGCUUGAUCCCCGUCUCAUUUAUUGAAUUGCGCGAUAUGCAGAGUGGUCAGGCGGUGACUGAUCCACUGGAGGCGGUGCGCCGUGCGGGUGUGCCCAAGGUAGAGGAGUGGAAGAAGAUGACCGCCGAGUACAAGAACAGCAGCAUCACGCUGGGCAAACUGGAGCCCUCUGGUGGCAGCGUUCUCACGGUGACUGCGGGCAUGGACAAGAUGUCUAUGGGCGGAUCGCACCAGAGUGCGGGCCACAUGAGUCAGAAUGGCAACUCCUCUGGAUACCACCAGCGCAAUGCCAGCAAGGGCACUAUCGCUGGCCAAACCGCUAUGGGUCAAUCGCAAGGCUACCCGCCCCUUCUUGCACCCGUCGCCGCCUCCAUCCCCCGUUACUGCUUCGACAACGACAAGUACUGGUACAUCAUCGAGGCGAAGAUGGAAGACGGCCGGUGCUGGGAAUUGUCGCGCUACUACCACGACUUUUACGAUUUCCAGAUCGCCCUUCUCACCCAGUUCGAAGAUGAAGCCGGUAACCGUGGCCGCCCGCGCACUCUACCAUUCAUGCCCGGCCCCGUCACCCACGUCACGGAUGCCAUCUCCAACGGUCGUCGCCAGAAUCUCGACGAGUACAUCAAGAAGCUCCUUUCCAUGCCCCCACACAUCGCCCGCUGCCAACUAGUACGGCAGCUAUUCGCUCCGCGCCAGGGUGAUUUCGAAAUCGACCCGACCGCCUUUGGCGAGGAGGCACGCUAUUCCGACCAAUCGCACCACUCUUCCUCCGGUCUGGAACCCUCGCAGAGCGUCUCCCGCCAGUCUUCACAGGUGCCCAUGAACGCCGGGCCCGACCGCGCAUCGCAGCAGCGCGCCCAGGGCGCUGCCCCGGCCACAUACGCCAACGGCGGUCCUCCUCCAAUGAAUCGUCAGCCCAGCUCCCUGACGCAGGUGUCGAGCACGUCCAACUCUAGCGCGAUGAAGGUCAAGGUGUUCUUCCAGGACGACCUGAUCGCCAUCCGCAUUCCAUCGGGUGUGAGUCUGCAGCACCUCAAGGACAAGCUGUGUGAUCGACUUAAGAUCCAGGAGGAUAUCAUCGUGCAGUACCGCGAUGAGUCCUCGGGGACUUAUGUCGACCUGCAAUCAGACGCGGAUCUGGAGAGCGCGAUGCAGCGCAACACCAAGUUGACAUUGUUCGUCAACAUUGCAUAA
Molecule: messenger RNA, 2091 nt
Organism: Penicillium daleae
Lineage: Eukaryota; Fungi; Ascomycota; Eurotiomycetes; Eurotiales; Aspergillaceae
Product: phosphatidylinositol-3-phosphate-binding protein BEM1
Exons: 4
Coding region: 1-2091 (696 amino acids)
Biological process (GO): conjugation with cellular fusion
Cellular component (GO): mating projection tip
Molecular function (GO): phosphatidylinositol binding; protein binding
Source: RefSeq, a predicted model, not a curated record